ACCCACCUCGCAAAAUUUCAGCCCAAAGCUGGAUAAAGGAAGGCCAGAAAGAUUGCUCACAAAUCAUUCCAUGGCAAAGUUAGGCCACAAAGACACAAACAGGAACCUUGAGACUCUUCCAGAAUUGGACAAAUCGGCAGGAGUGAAAAAUGUUAUGCCCCUUGUGUCUAGGAAGAUGAUGCGGGGGCAUGGCCUUGACAACCUAUCAUACAGUGUCAUGAAGAAGCAAAAGAAAGAUGGUGUGUGGAUCAAGAAAGAAGCCUACCUUCUCAAUGAUAUAUCAGGGCAGGGUAUGAGGCAAAUUAUGGCCAUCAUGGGGCCUAGUAGUGCUGGGAAAUCUACCUUUCUUGAUGCAUUGGCUGGUCGGAUUGCUCAAGGCAAUCUUGAAGGAUCUGUCAAAAUAGAUGGAAAAUCGAUCACAGAAGUUAGGCUUCCUCCUUCCAUUUCCAUGGAGGAGAAGAAAAGCGAGUCAUUGAGCUCCUUGAUCAACUGGGAUUACAGCACAAUACAUACAUACAUUGAUGAUGAGGGGAGGAGAGGAGUGUUAGCGGAAGCUUCUAAUUCCAGCCCAUUUUUCUACCGCCUAUUGCAAGAGGCUGUAAGCUACAGCAGCCAUUGUGGAAAAUUUGCAAUGCUGUGGAAAGGGACAAUGGAGGACCUUCUUUAUGUGAAGGAAUUUCAUGAGCCUGUCUUUUCAGAACAAAAGCCAGACAGCAUGAAGGAUGAAGAAUGGAGGCUACUCCAUAGGUACAAAGAUGGCACUCCCACAAUAGACCAUGUUAAUGAUUUCCUUGGCAUCAUCAAGGAGUUAGCUAAUUUGGGCAUAGACUUUGAUGAUGAAGUGAAUGGUCUAAUUCUUCUCAACACCUUGCCGGAAUCAUGGGAGAGUUUUAGAUCAACAACAAUCAACUCAUCUCCCGGUGGUCAAGUCACACUAGAAAUUGCCAAAAACAGGAUCUUUGAAGAGGAAAAAAGGAUGCAAGCAUUGGGAGUCUUCUCGCAACCAGAUACUCAAGCUCUUGUCACGGAGAAUAGAGGCAGGAGUAAAACCAGAGAACCCAAAGGACGAGGAGGCAAAUCCAGAUCAAAGUCCAAAAGUGGAGUGAAAUGCUAUCAUUGUGGUCAACUAGGCCACAUGAAAAGGAAUUGCUAUUUGUUGAAAGGAAAAGACAAGAAAAAGGUUGAAGAUAGCAAUACAACCGUUAUAGUAUCUACCAAUGGCGGUGAUGUGACUCUACUAUGUGAUCAUGGGGAGUGCUGCCAUACAAAUGUUGGAUGCACAUUAACACUGAAAAAUGUGCGACAUGUUCGCGAUAUGCGUAUGAAUCUAUUGUCUGCAAAAGCACUGGAUGAAGAAGGAUACGCACACUACUUCAGGAAUGGUAGUUGGAAACUCACUAAAGGAUCAUUGGUGGUGUCAAAAGGGAGAGCAUGUUGCUCAUUAUACAAGACACAAAUGAAAAUGUGUGGAGGUCAACUGAACAUAGUUGAAGAUGAGGCUUCUCCAAAUUUAUGGCACAAAAGAUUUCCUUACAUGAGUGAGAAAGGAUUGCAACUUUUGGCUAAGCAGUCCCUUGUUCCCAUUGCCAAAAGUGGACAUGUGAAUCCUUGUGACGUUUGCCUAUUUGGAAAGCAACACCGAGUUUCUUUUCAGAAGAAUUUGACUCGGAAGGAGAACAAGCUAGACUUGGUCUACUCUGACGUUUAUGGUCCCCUGGAGGUGGAGUCGUUUGGUGGUAAUAAAUAUUUUGUUACCUUUAUUGAUGAUGCAACUCGGAAGGUUUGGGCAUACUUGUUGCAGAAUAAAAGCCAAGUUUUCAAGUAUUUCCAGCAUUACCAUGCUAUGGUGGAAAGGGAGACAGGUUUGAAGUUGAAAUGUCUUCAUACAGAUAAUGGAGGGGAGUACACCUCCAAAGAAUUUAGAGACUACUGUUUGAAGCAUGGCAUAAGGCAUGAAAAGACGAUUCCUGGCACGCCACAACACAACGGUGUUGCAGAACGGAUGAACCGUACCAUUGUGGAGAAAGUUCGAUGCAUGCUAAGAAUGGCAACUCUACCUAAGCCAUUCUGGGGUGAAGCAGUCAACACAGCAGUUUAUUUGAUCAACCAGUCACCUUCAGUUUCUUUGAAUUUUGAAAUCCCAGAGAAAGCUUGGACGGGAAAGGAUGUUGAAUACUCUCACUUGAGAGUGUUCGGGUGGAAAGCAUUUAUGCACGUGCCAAAGGAACAGAGAUCAAAGCUGGAUGAUAAAAAUAUUCCAUGCAUUUUUGUUGGAUAUGGUGAUGAGGAGUUUGGCUACAGACUAUGGGACCCAGAAAAGAAGAAAACUGUCAGAAGUAGAGAUGUCGUGUUUUAUGAACAAGAGAAAAUUAAUGAUUUGAAGGAGGACAAAGCUACAGGAAGCUCUGGAGAGGGUGUAGAAGAUUUAACACCGGCAAAAACUCCUUCAAGAAAAAUUACAGAUGAAGAAGAGGUGCAAGCACCAGAAGAUGAGACAGAGGAGCCAACAAUUGAAGAAGAUGAAGCAAGUGUAGAUGGGGGAAAUGAUGAGCAGGCGGAGCAAUCCCUGCCAUAGGAGGAAGAACCUCAGUUGAGAAGGUCCACUAGAGAGCACAAACCAUCUGCAAGAUACUCCAAUUCUGAUUAUAUCUUGAUCACUAAAGAAGGGGAGCCGGAGAACUUCCGAGAGGUGCAGUCUCACAAAGAUAAAAACUGUUGGAUGAAGGCUAUGCAGGAAGAAAUGAACUCCCUACAU
Molecule: messenger RNA, 2755 nt
Organism: Rubroshorea leprosula
Lineage: Eukaryota; Viridiplantae; Streptophyta; Magnoliopsida; Malvales; Dipterocarpaceae
Source: the annotation of a GenBank genome assembly